AAGGACGGUCAAGCGAUGGCUACGAUCACAUCUCUACCGGACUCCGUUAUAAUCCAAAUUCUUUCUCAUCUCGAUUAUCCUCGUCUUAUCCGAUGUACAAGAGUAUGUACGAGAUGGCACAGGCUCUGCUACGAUCCCAGCUUGUGGAAAACGGUUGAUAUUUGGCAGAAACACGCUUCGAAAGUAGCAGCUGACACCAUAUCAAGGAUCAUACCUCGUAAGACAAAUCUAAUUUCAAGCGUUAAUUUGACGAAAUGUGCAAGCAUUAAAGAUGAGUCCUUGCAGCAUAUCUCAGUGCACUGUCCAAACUUGAAAAAUCUUUACCUAAAUGGAUGUAACUUAAUCACGGAUCAUGGCAUUUUCGCUUUGGCGCGUAAUUGUGGUGCUCUCGAAACGGUUUCGAUUCCUUUGAGGAACAUUUCCGACAAAGCGCUUUCGAGUUUGGUGAAAAAUAACCCUGGAGUGAGAAAACUGUACGCUUACUCUAUCGCAGUCACAGAAAAUACCAUCAAGGUCAUUUCGACGGGAUGUCCUGAGCUUGAAAAACUGAUUGUCUACGAAGCUUCGUUGGAAGACGAACAACGCAGUUACGCUGAUGUCUUGACCGAUCAAAUGGUUCGAUACCUGGCAAGUGGAUGCCGAAAACUAAGAAAGCUCACCCUAAGGUACAACCAAGUUCUUGUGACAGACAAAAGUUUGGCAUCAUUGGCAAAAAGAUGCCGAAAACUAGAAUCUUUCGUGAUCGAUUAUUGCGACAAAGACGGCGGCAUCACGGAUUUUGGAGUUUGUACAAUCGCUCAAUUAUGCCGAAAUUUAAAAUGCUUGAACAUUUCGAACGGUGUAAUAACAGACGUGUCGUUGAUCGUGAUCGCCGAUCACCUGCCCUGCCUCGAGGAUUUGUCUCUAGAAUUUAGCGAAAUUACCGAUGUUGGCGUUUAUGCUCUUAUGAAUAGAUGCGAAAAACUGGCUAGGCUUAUUGUCCAUAAUUCGGACAGUAUGGAAACAGGUAUCACGGACAACGCUGCCUGCGUGAUCGCAAAUUAUGCGAGCGACGAUUUUCGAUCUUUGGGCCUUGGAUUUGCCGACAUAACAGACGAAGGACUAAGGACGAUCUGCUUCAACGUGGAGCUUUCGUUUCUGUCUAUCAAUGGAUGUAGCAAGCUCACGUAUGAAGGCCUGAAAUCAUGCUUUUGUUAUCUGGAUUGCUUGUGGAAUUUGGAUAUAUCUUUCACGGACAUUGUUAAUGGAGAUGAACAGCUGUUGGAGCUGGGCCGCUCGCUUCCGUGUUUAGAAACACUCGACAUCACGGACUGUUUCAGUGUUUCACAAGAAAGCGUCAAGCUUUUCAAAGAAAAAUUUCCUCAUUGCAAAGUUAAUAUGUAGAAAGUAAAACCGGAGAUCAGUUGAACCACCUUUUUCGACCUGCGCAUAAAAAUUUCCAUUUUCAUUGCGGAAGAAAUAGGCUUCUUUGCCUCGAUAUAGUACAACUCAUAUUUCUUUAAGUCUGAAUUCGCAACAGAAGUUCAAAAGUCUCUAGAUUCAAUUAAAAUUUGACUCUUAUUUGGCAGAGCAAAAGUUAUAAAACGUUUCCUUUGUUAGCUGAUAGCUUAGCUGUUUCAUACAUGAAUAAAAAUCAAAAUACAAUGGGUCAAAAUGACUGCAAUAUUUCAUUUAUGAAAAGGCAGAAGGCGAUUACCAGUACAAAUUAAGGGUGAAAAGGAAAAUAUCUUUAAUAUUUAUUAUCUGGAAAAUACUUUCUUUCCACGCUUUGCUGAAGCAAAAUACCUUUCCUAAUAUGGAAUUUAUUUAUACUUAACAAGUUGCUGUCAAGGUUAACUUAUUGUUACAAAAGAAUCUGAAAAUAAAUUUAAAUGUAGAAAGAUUAUGAAUGUGAACCUUAAUUUUCUCUGUAGAAGUUAAGAGCAAAAAAAAAUUUUGUGAUAUAUUUCACCAGCUUUCACCUUUGCCCAUGUUAUUUUAGGUCACCCGCUUACCUUUCGAAAAACUACUCGCUGAUAUGUAAAUAUCUGUGUUAUUAUGCAGAUAUUUUGCAGGUAGAUAAUGACUUUUUGUUCACAACAGGUAAACUAUGAUGUAUGUUUGGUUAGCUGCUGCUGUUAUGGGCAUGCAUUAAGGCAGUAUUUUUUGUGUUGUUAAUAAUGAACAUUUCUUAGUUAAACAGAACCUGUUGUUUGCAAGGGGUGCUCUUACGAAAUAAGGUGAGGUUCAACAGUGUAAUCAAACAGAAACUCUUGUUUUCUAAACCAAAAGGCAAACUGUUUGAAGAGCUUAGGGUUACAUGAAAUGCAAGACCUUUAUGACACAAACAAAUGUUUUUAAUGUUGAAAGUUUGUUUGAGCCACAGUUGGCAUCAUUAGUUUAUGUGUAGCAUGGUUUUAUAUUUGUUUUGGUCUAUUUGAAAUUGUUGUAUCUUACUUCCUUUCAAAAAAGACGCCCAAGAUAUUUACGCUUUAGUCUUGAUUGAUAUUAUGGCAUUGUCCUGGGUAUUUUUUGAUUAACAUAUUUACAGAUUGAGCUUAAUAAAGGAUUUACAAAGAUAAAAGAUUUUUAUUUUUAUUUUUUUCUUUCUAGCUAAUAGACUGAUGGACACUUUUCAGCUACUGCUGCCUAAGACAGACAUAGUGGCUAGAACACAAGUAUGGUGGUGUUCGCUGUAAUUCAAAUUUUUCCCUGUAUGAUCUUAUCUUUUCACACUGCAAAUUAAUGCAGAUCAGGUGGUGAACAAAACACUAUGCUAGCAUUUGGAACAAAGUCUUAGUUUCAGUAUUACUCUGAUCAAAAGAGGAAGUCACAUUCUUAGGGGAAGAAUUUAUUAGCCAGUUGGAACAUAUCCUUGUUUAGAGAUAGGAAGUGAGACUUUUCAAAAGGAAUUGAAAAAGAUGAAUAGGUGAAACACUAAUGUUUGCUUUAAUGGCAUUUCCACCCACAGACCUUCUUGUCAUCUUGCCACCAGUUAACUUCCUCUUGAAAAGCUAAAAGCAACUUCUGUUUCCGAGCAUUUUGCAUUUUCAAGUGAGAACGACAGGUGGCAACAUUCAGUUAAAAAAUACCUGAAAGCAGCUGGGGAGAAAGGAAAGGCUUUUAAAAUAUUAACAGCAAUAAAGGAAAAACUAUAUGAUAACAGAUCAACUACCACAAUUAAACUGAAGAAAGAAUAAUUAAUGCUUAAUGAUUUGAGUUAUUCAAAGAGAUCAUUUAUCAUUUACAGUUGAAUCCCCAUUUCUUGAACCAUUCAUUUUUUGAACCUCUGAUAAUUCAAACCCAAAAGUUGUUCCCUCCAGUCAGUCAAAUACUGUAAUCUUACCCCCGAUUUCUUGAACCACCAAUUCUUCAAAUCAAUUUUUGUUUCCCUUAGAGGGUUGAAAAAUCGGGAUUCCAUGGAAUGUGAAACUGAAAAUUAUUGUAAUUGCCACUCUUUCUUAAUUAGAACAGUUUUUGAUUGCUAAGCAAUUUUUUAAGUUACCUAGUUCACAAAAUUAUUUUUAAGACAGUGGGAUAAAGUAGAAUAAA
Molecule: messenger RNA, 3531 nt
Organism: Orbicella faveolata
Lineage: Eukaryota; Metazoa; Cnidaria; Anthozoa; Scleractinia; Merulinidae
Product: F-box and leucine-rich repeat protein 13-like
Biological process (GO): SCF-dependent proteasomal ubiquitin-dependent protein catabolic process
Cellular component (GO): SCF ubiquitin ligase complex
Molecular function (GO): protein binding
Source: RefSeq, a predicted model, not a curated record